Molecule: messenger RNA, 2742 nt
Organism: Oncorhynchus kisutch (coho salmon)
Lineage: Eukaryota; Metazoa; Chordata; Actinopteri; Salmoniformes; Salmonidae
Product: 5-hydroxytryptamine receptor 1A-alpha-like
Exons: 1
Coding region: 242-1522 (426 amino acids)
Biological process (GO): adenylate cyclase-activating adrenergic receptor signaling pathway; regulation of behavior; regulation of hormone secretion
Cellular component (GO): plasma membrane
Molecular function (GO): G protein-coupled serotonin receptor activity
Source: RefSeq, a predicted model, not a curated record
CAUUUGCAGGACCAGUGAGCGCCCCGACCGUCAACAAACACAUGCGCACACACACACUGGUACCAGUACGCGUCAUGCGUCCUCGGAACGAGGGAACAGGCACAGGAACUCCGAUGGACCCCGGUAGAACUCACACCGGCGCCAGCACGAGGGACUGACUGAGCCUCCAGGUUCCCCAUUUGGUUACCUUGUCCAGUCCUACCGGACGCGCCUAUCGGGUGUCCCAUGCCCCUGACGCACUAUGGAUUUUAUAAACAACGUCAGUGACAACAGCAAUUCGACCACAGACUUCCCCGACGUCGUGGAUGUCAUUCCAAAGUGGGGAGACAAUGAGAAUGCAACGGGGUCUAGAAGUGUGCCUGAGGUGGAGCUGAGUUACCAGGUGGUCACCUCUCUGCUGCUCGGCGCGCUCAUCCUCUGUUCCAUAUUCGGCAACGCGUGCGUCGUCGCCGCCAUUGCGCUGGAGAGGUCGCUCCAGAAUGUGGCCAACUAUCUGAUCGGCUCGCUAGCCGUUACAGACCUCAUGGUAUCAGUUCUGGUACUACCCAUGGCAGCCCUCUACCAAGUCCUGAACAAAUGGACUCUGGGACAGGAGAUAUGUGAUAUAUUCAUCUCCCUGGACGUGUUGUGUUGCACGUCGUCCAUUCUGCAUUUGUGCGCAAUUGCCCUGGACAGGUACUGGGCUAUCACGGACCCCAUAGACUAUGUGAACAAAAGGACACCCAGGCGAGCCGUGAUGUUAAUCAGCGUGACUUGGCUGAUUGGGUUCUCAAUCUCCAUCCCUCCAAUGUUAGGCUGGAGGAAAGCCGAGGACAGGGCGAACCCGGACGCCUGCACCAUCAGUCAGGACCCGGGUUAUACCAUCUACUCCACGUUCGGAGCAUUUUACAUCCCACUUAUCCUCAUGCUGGUCCUCUACGGGCGGAUAUUCAAGGCAGCCAGGUUCCAGGUUUGGAAAACUGUGAAGAAAUCGGAAAAGGUAAAAGUGUCGGACAAGUGCUUGGCCGUGUCGCCGGCUAUUUUCCACAAGAAGAUUAAUGGAGAGGCGGGGGGCAAGAAUUGGAAGCGCAGUGUGGAACCUACAUUCAACUCCCCGUGCGUAAACGGCUCGGUGAAGCACGGGGAGGACGGCGAGUCGUUGGAGAUCAUAGAAGUGACCAACAAUUCUAAGAACCACCUUCCUCUCCCCAACACUCCACAGUCCUCACAAGGGUUUGAGAACAGGAACGAAAAGAACACGGAGGCUAAGAGGAAAAUAGCUCUGUCCAGGGAGAGGAAAACGGUAAAGACGCUCGGUAUCAUCAUGGGCACUUUUAUUUUCUGCUGGCUGCCCUUUUUCAUCGUGGCGCUGGUCUUGCCUUUCUGUGCGGAGAGUUGUUACAUGCCAGAAUGGCUGGGCGCCGUCAUCAACUGGCUGGGCUAUUCGAACUCUCUCCUCAACCCCAUAAUUUAUGCCUACUUUAACAAAGACUUCCAAAGUGCUUUCACUAAGAUCAUAAGAUGCAAAUUCCACAGACCGUGAGACAUUUCGUCGUAAAGUGUUAGCGUUAACUUCCAAUGAGUUAAUGAAACAGAAAAAAGAAACAUGUUAUUUUCAGGGACAGUCUCUAGCCUACGGUGUGAAUUAGAAACAGAAUAGCCUACGGCACAUAUACAGUGAGACGUGGAGAGAGACAGGAAGUAUAUUUGCAUAUGCUGUGUAAGCUGCUCCUGUCUAGCAUAUUCGAUAUUGUAAAUAUCUGCGAGGCAUCGUAUUCCCAUGCAAGAUGUGUCAUUCAAAUACAAUGUUCUGAAUUCAUGCAUUGCCAUCCACGAGACACGCGCGCCGCGUUGCGACUACGACGCGAGGGUUUCUGUCCUAAAUCACACCAAGCUUUGUAGCACUGAAACAAUACAAAAAACUAUCGAAAAACUACAACUUCUGAUUGUAACGUCUACUCUACAAAAAGAGGAAAGCGUUCAAUGACAUUUGUAAAAAGAAAGAAAAGGAAGAAAAUACAUAUGAAGAGUUUAUUUCCAAAACGUUAUAUUCAUAUAUUUUCCCACAUUUAUGUUUUUUUUUUCAUUAAAAAAAGGAUUGCUUACUGGCACCAUCAUGUGUGUGUAAAAUAUGACUGUUCUCUGGAUUAUUGGAUUUUAAAUGUGUUUUUUUUUGCAAAACGCUAUAUAUCCAUCCAUUGUUUAGCUGGAAUGGAAUGUUCAUAUCCUGUACAUUUGAUUGUGAUAUGUGGUUUUCUCACCUAGUUAUCUUAAAGAUGAAGGUACUUACUGUAAGUCACUUUGGAUAAGAGCAUCUGCUAAAUGACAAAAAUAUCAAAUGUAAAUGUUUUACAUACAGAUAACAUAUUACUCUAUUGAAUUAUUUUUUAAACAUUUUUUAAAUAUUGAUAUCACAAAUGUAUCAUUUGUACAGUCCUUUAUUAAAAAUGUAGUUAUUUGUUACAUUUGACUGUGUACAACCUAGCAGUACUACUUAUUUCUGAGAGUGAGGCAGAUAUAUAGCAUUUAAAAAAAAGCAUGAUCAUUUGUCUCUUUGAAGUGAAACCACCAAGUGAUAAAAGAUAAACAAAUACAUGUAUGUCAUUGAACAACCCCAUGCCAUGAUUAGAUAAUGAAAAAAUACACCUAUUUCUUUCAUAUUUUAUUUCAACAAUAAAAUCUCAUUUACAAACCUUUCUGAAAAUGGAUAUAUAGCGUUUUGGAUGAAAUUUCAUAUUUUGAGAUUAAAUUAUCUGAGUAUAA